Molecule: messenger RNA, 1512 nt
Organism: Cuscuta campestris
Lineage: Eukaryota; Viridiplantae; Streptophyta; Magnoliopsida; Solanales; Convolvulaceae
Source: the annotation of a GenBank genome assembly
CGCCAGAUGACUCAUACUUUGAUCACUGCCGAUACUACAUUUGCCUUCACUCUUGCGGGCCAAUCAUUUUAGUUGACAGUGGGAGAGAUGGCUAUUCAUCUCGGGCUUUACACCCAAGAGGAGACCAAGCAGCCUGAGUUCUACGACGCCCCUUUUCGUCUUCAUACAGACUUUGACCACAAGGCUUUCUGGAGGGAGCAUUCAUCUGACGAGCAGGAGUUUGUCAACACGAAGAGUAAGGCGCGAUACUGGAUUCGGUUGAGCUGGAGGAUCCUAUCUCUUGUUCUUUCGACAUCCUUCUUUGGGAGGCAGUCGAACACAGAUAGGGUCUACGAGAAGGAUAUGUUUGUUCUUUGGAGCUUGCACGUCUGCCGGCCGGCGAACGUGGCUGUGUACCUGGCUAGUGGAGACUCUUUCCUGGCUCUUCAGAGAGCACGGCUUCUACUGACCGCACUUCACCUGAGAUGGGAGAGUCUUCUAGUCAGUCCACAGAUGACCCACCAGAGCACAGUUGGCUCGCGCUCAGACGGAGGUAGCACCGGCAUGGGCCCAGCAACUCUUGGAGAACCAGAAUACACUUAUGUGGUCCGUCGUAGCACUCCAGCAACAGGAAGAAAUCGGCGGAGCUUUCGCUCGGAGGCCGCAAGUUUCCUUCCCCAUUUUCUUUCCUUCCUCGCCGUUCCUUUCAAUCGAAAAUACCGAAAUUGAGAUUAAAAAUACCAAAAUUAGCCGAAAUCCAUAGCUAUUCAGCCGAUUCUCUCUUUUGAUUAAGAUCCAAAAUGUCAAAAUUGAGAUCCAAAUUUGAGAUGUGUAUUCUCUUCUUCACCAAAUAAAAUAAAUUAAAGGAAAUCAUUCCUCGUAAGUGGUCUCUGAGUUUGUCCGUGCGGCGGAGGAUCCUGUGGCGCGCAAGGGUAUGUGCAUGAUGGGUUGGAUACUUACAAAUACAUAUAUGGCUUUUGGGGUAAUGUGAGUGAUUAAUAAGCCUAGCGGUGGGAAGUUUUGGUGUAUGAGUUGUGAGAAGGUCAUCAACGGUGCUAUUCCAAGUACUGGCGGUUUAAUUGCUCCAACACUUGAUGUUGGGGCGAGUUCUUUAGCACCAACUUUGGGAACGAUUGUCCCUUUGAUUGGAGCAAGUGGGUUAGUAGUUGUUGCCAGUGGAGCUAAAAUUAUUAAUGGGUCGGUCCAUGCCAGUUGGUGCAUCAUUUGAAGCUGUAAACGCCUACAAGAGCUAGCAUCGGGGUGUGGAGUAGUAGUUUCUUGGUCCAAGUUCUCUUCAUAGUUACUAUGUAAGUAGUAUAAGUUUUAGAAGAUUGUUUGGUUAACAUAAAGUGCAUCUUUAGUAGACAAAAAUAAAGAGCAUUUUAAUGUUAGGCGUACCAAAUACAACCAAAACAGGGGUUCAUAUCUAUACUCCCAAAAACAAAAUUUGAAAAAAAUAUGAAUGAUAUUUCCUGAUUUUUUAAAUCAUGUUAUGACCUGACCAUGUGGUAGCAAUCAAUUCUAUGUCCAUGA